Molecule: messenger RNA, 4534 nt
Organism: Meriones unguiculatus (Mongolian gerbil)
Lineage: Eukaryota; Metazoa; Chordata; Mammalia; Rodentia; Muridae
Gene: Fkbp14
Product: FKBP prolyl isomerase 14
Exons: 4
Coding region: 1766-2401 (211 amino acids)
Molecular function (GO): peptidyl-prolyl cis-trans isomerase activity; calcium ion binding
Source: RefSeq, a predicted model, not a curated record
UUUCAAGGUUGUCAGUGCAGAAUGAUCCCGGCUGAGACCCCGAAUCUUCGGAUGAGGCAAGUGUGUGGUGCGUUUCCGGAUGUACCUCCCGUGGGAGGCUCUAUUCAGACCGCUGGGCCUCUUGACUGGAAGCUUGGUCUUUGGACCGCUGGCAUUGACUUCACCCGGGUUCCAGACCUUGUGAAAAUCGGCACUUUCACAAGGUCCCCUGGGGAGUGUCUGUGCACACCAAAGUGUGAAAAUGCAUCGUUGUCAGGAUCCGUGUUGCCAAGAAAAGUGUUGAUCACCAGUUAAGUGGAAGGAGAAUCUUGAAAAGGAGCACACUAUAACCCAAAUGCUAAUGUCACAGAAAUAGGCGCUGAAGUGCUAAAGUGUGGGCGGUGCCCCCCGCCCCCCCCCCCGUUAAUGUAAGGUAGACAGAUUUAGUAAGUAAUAUAUAACUUAAUUGGUUGUUUACCUGAGCAGCAUACCUUGCGUAAAUAGACUACAGCUGAAAUUAGGGUAACCUUGUAUAAUUCUCAAACACGAAUGCCAUUUCUUCUUUAAAGAGAGACGUACGUCCUUAGCCAUCAUUUACUCUACACUUAGGUCACUCAAGUGCCGAAUUAUUAGCACUCAUUGACAGGGAUGUUUGUAGAAUGAAAUCAGGUCUAGCCUAGAGGUGGAGCACAAAUUCUUUUCCCCCAGGUGACCUUAAGCAGGGCCCAGACUUAUAGCCUUUUUUUUUUUUAAUCUUAUAUCUGGGCUAGUUUUAUGCAACUUGACACAAGCUAGAGUCAUUUGGAAAGAGAGCUCCGAACCGGCAUAAGAUUUACCUGUAGGCAAGUCUCUGGUGCAGUUUCUUAUUUAUUGAUUGACGUGGGAGGACCCAGCCCUCCGCCAGCACCAGUGGAUGAUGCCAUCUUUGGGCAGGUGUUCGUGGGUGCUAGCAAAGGGUAAGCUGAGCAAGCAAGCAAGCAAGCAAGCAGCGCUCCUCCGUGGCCUCUGCCUCAGUUCCCGCGCUGACUUCCCUGGAUGAUGGACUGUGAUACACAAGUGCAAUCGACAAAAAUCCUUUCCUCCCCAAGUUGCUAUCGGUCGUGAUGUUUUAACCCAGGAAUGGAAACCCUAACAAAGACACCAUUUAAAUCGGAAAAAUAACCACGUACAGUUCGUGAGGAUCCUGCACCAGAAUGUGCUUUGUGAACAUUAAGGCAUCCUUAUAAGUCCUUAGAGUUUAUGUUCUAAGUUACUAAACCGUAGUUCUAAGCCAUCUUGAAGAGGGGUGCUCUCCAGUGUCUGGUCUUUCCAAAAACCCAAGUGUCAUCUGGUCUUUAUGUGGCUCCGCUGGAGUUGUUCCCAGGAGCAAAGCCUCCCCACCCCGACCCGCUGAGGCUUCCUGCUAGCUCUGCACCCAGCUGCCCUCCGGAAGUGGGAGAAGUUCUCAAUCUGCCGGCUCUAGGACUGUGCGGAGCAGCAGAAUCCGGCCGCCCGGCCCAGCCCUACACAGAAACUCGGCAUUGUUGCAGCACCAUUGGCUGGAGAGGCGCCUGACGGACAGCCCCGCCAGCCAGUGGAAGGCCGCCCUUGCCAAGCAGCCCUCUUAUCAGAGCCAAUCGUGUAGGGAUGGGGCUUUAACUCUUUAAGGUGAGUUGGCGGCGUGUGGGAAAGUUGGUAGUAAAAGUGCCACGUCUUCCUGGGAGGGUGAGGUUGCCCGAAGCCAUCGUCCGCUUUCAGCACCGUUUUAACUCUAUGAAGGAGGGGGCCCUUUCUCUGUUUAGGUAACAUGAGGUUUUUCUUGUGGAACGCGAUCUUGACACUGUGGAUCACGGCUUUGAGUGGAGCUAUGAUCCCUGAGCCAGAAGUGAAAAUCGAAGUUCUCCAGAAGCCGUUCAUCUGCCAUCGGAAGACCAAGGGAGGGGAUCUGAUGUUGGUCCACUACGAGGGCUAUUUAGAAAAGGACGGCUCUCUGUUUCAUUCCACUCACAAACAUAACAAUGGUCAGCCCAUCUGGUUUACCCUGGGCAUUCUGGAGGCUCUCAGAGGCUGGGACCAAGGCUUGAAGGGAAUGUGUGUGGGAGAGAAGAGAAAGCUUGUAAUUCCUCCCGCCCUGGGCUAUGGCAAAGAAGGAAAAGGUAAAAUCCCCCCAGAGAGCACUCUGAUAUUCAACGUUGACCUCCUGGAAAUUCGAAAUGGGCCACGGUCCCACGAGUCAUUUCAAGAAAUGGAUCUCAAUGAUGACUGGAGACUCUCCAAGCAUGAGGUUAAAAUGUAUUUAAAGAAGGAGUUUGAGAAGCACAGUGCAGUGGUGAAUGAAAGUCAUCAUGAUUCUUUGGUGGAGGAUAUUUUUGAUAAAGAAGAUGAAGACAAAGAUGGAUUUAUAUCUGCCAGAGAAUUUGUAUAUGUGCAUGAUGAAUUGUAGGGAAGCACCUGCCAUGUUAUACACGUUUGUCUAAAGGGAAGGUAGCAUCUUUUUUUUUUUUUUUCUCCUUUCACUUUGGUUUUUUGAGACAGAGUUUCUCUGUGUAGCCUUGGCUGUCCUGGACUGGCUUUGUAGACCAGGCUGGCCUUGAACUCACAGAGAUCUGCCUGCCUCUGCCUCCCUAAGGGGAAGGAGGCAUUUCUUUUUCUUUUCUUUUCUUUUCUUUUCUUUUCUUUUCUUUUCUUUUCUUUUCUUUUCUUUCUUUCUUUUUUUCUUUCUUUCUUAUUUUUCUUUUUUUUGAAGGUGGCACCUUUAAACAAAGUGUUUGCUUUGCUUUGUUUGUUUUUAGUUUUACAUAAUUUUCUAUUAUUUAAAGAACCCCAGAGACUUUGUAAAUAUCCGUAUCUUCCUGAUAAGUUAUUGGGAAGAAACAGCUGUCUUUGAGUAGAGGACUUCUGGGCCUUUUCCAUGUUCUCAGGCAGAAGCUUGUCUUGCUGGCUUCCUUCUAGUGGCAACAUGUUGCAACAGCAGAUGAACACAGUGGCACAAAUCAGUACCCUGUACUCUGCCUCCCUCUGUUCUCUCCAAGUCAAGUUAUUGACGCACUCGAAUGCCUCUGCUGUCUUCAUCUUGCACUGAAGUAGUUUUUUCUUUACUGUCUUGCAGUCUCUGCUUGGGGGCAGGAAGCAUACGGUAGGCUUUAUUCCAUAGCAACUUCGGCCUCACUGUGGAGAUUUGCAGUGUGGGAUAAACAAUGGAGUCACAAGCUCAUGAAUAGGUGUGCAUGGAAACAUUCUGCAGAGACUUCCUAGUGGCUAAUGACUUAUUAAGAUGAGUCAGACAAAUAAUUUAUGUGGUCUGUUCCUUGCAUUCACUGCUUCCUUGUAAUCAAAACUCUGGUAGGCAUGGCAGAGAGUUGUAUUUAUGGUCAAUGUUUACUUUCAAGGCUAUCAGGUUUAGGCUUCUGUUUCUUCAAUAAGUAAUGUUUACAGCUAGUGUAUUAUUUUGCAAUAACACUGAAUCAUGGGAGAAUUUAGUAUGUCAACUGGACUUUUCCCGUUUCUGACUCAUCAAAAAUGAGGCUGACCAAUAACAACUAUUCUCACGACUAAUCCUGGGUUUGAAAAUUGACUUUUAUCAUUUUAUCUCAAAUUGGCUUCUUAAAAUUAUUUUGUUAGGAAUAGUUUCUCAUACUUUAUAAAAUGUAUCAAGUGUACUUUGCCUGACUGGCAGUGUUCUGACAGCCAUGGGAAGCUGCUUAUGGUACUUCUUUAUAGAUGAGAACUGCUGUAAGAGAUUGACUGAUGAGCCCAGUGUUGGUGGUUAAGCUGUGGGAGCAUCUUUGUUCCCUGAGGUCAGACUUUAACUUCUCCACCAAUAAAGAAGCAGGGUGUUUGCUUGUAUCUGUUGGGCCCCAUUUCCCUUGGGAUCUUUACCUCUAUGGACAGUUCCUGCUUCUUCAUGGCUGAUCAUAGCUCUCCUUAGGAUUCAAGAAGGUCUGUGUUUUCAUAGAAUAAUCUUCACGUUUGCUUUGAAUCGCCUCAGUCUCCCUCUCAGUGACCAGUGAGAGGGGCCAGGUUUUAGUUCACUCAUCCUGUCAUCUCUUUUUGUUUGUAGAAAUUAGAUUGCUUCACUAAUUGACAUUUUCCUCACCAAAACAUGUUAGUGGGAAGAAUAUACUCUAAAACCUGUUCUUGAAGAUGCUGGGUCUAACUAUAAAACAGCUGUCACCACUGGCAUUUCUCUGAAGCUGGGGAGGUUGUAAGAAGGCCUGUAGAGGAAGGACAGUGGUGUGUCUCGAAGGCUGUUUUGCACCAAGGCUGCUGCCACCAUCUGUGCUGGAGCAAGGAAGGAAAAAGAAUCUUGAUUAUUCAGUUAAAUGAAUUUGUAUCUGUUCUCAGCGAAACCUUCAAACAGAAAAGUAUGAAAGGAAGACAUACCCAUAGAUAAUGGUUGUUUAAGCCAUUUGCCUGUUUGUAUAGCAAUACCUUUGCACCUUCCCAUUAGGGGGAAUAAUCAAACACCAACUGUGACUUCACAUGUGUGUAAUUGACUCAGAACUGCUCUAUGUGACAUAUUUAAAUUUCUAUGUCUAUUGUGAUACUCUGAGAAUAAAGUUUAUGUGGGAAAUAA